Molecule: messenger RNA, 2017 nt
Organism: Pogonomyrmex barbatus (red harvester ant)
Lineage: Eukaryota; Metazoa; Arthropoda; Insecta; Hymenoptera; Formicidae
Product: glutathione hydrolase 1 proenzyme
Biological process (GO): glutathione catabolic process
Cellular component (GO): plasma membrane
Molecular function (GO): glutathione gamma-glutamate hydrolase
Source: RefSeq, a predicted model, not a curated record
GGCUGGUCGCCUCUGUCAUACUCGUUGCCGUUGCCGUUCGCCUGUGCAACAUGAUCGGAGUGAAAAGGAAAAAGCUGCUUGCAUUCGGUGUGACAGUGGUUAUACUUGUGGCUGUUUUCGUAAUAUUAAUUGUAAUCUUCACACACAAUUCAGAUGUUAAAUGCGGACCCAAGUUUAUCAGUUCUUCUGAAUUGGGUCGUUAUAAAAAGGGCGCCGUGACGACAAACGGUCAGGAAUGUUCAAGAAUUGGUGCUGACAUCUUAUCUAGGAACGGUUCGGCAGUAGAUGCGACGAUAGCUGCACUUCUUUGUGAAGGCAUCGCCUCCUUGCAUAGCAUGGGAUUGGGCGGUGGAUUUCUCAUGACGAUAUGGGACGCGAAGAGCAAAACGGCGGAUUAUCUGGACGCGAGGGAGACCGCCCCGAUGGCCGCGACAGAGGACAUGUUCGAUGGCAAUGCUCAUUUGGCCAUGUAUGGUGGCUUGGCAGUUGCCGUACCGGGUGAGCUUAUGGGCUAUUGGAUGGCCCAUCAAAGAUACGGGAAAUUGAAGUGGGCUGAGUUAUUCGAGCCCGCCAUUGAAUUGUGCAAAAAUGGAUCACGCGUCAACGAUUAUCUCGCCGCGUAUCUGCUCGAGAAGGAGCCCGUGAUAAAGAACGAGAGCAGUCUGGCCGAGAUACUCAUUAACCCCGCUACCAAUAGGACGUGGAUCGCGGGAGAUCGAAUAAAGAGACCGAAACUGGCGGAAACGUUGGAAUUGAUAGCGAGGGACGGUCCCGGCGUAUUUUACAAUGGCAGUAUUACUGACAAAUUAGUCGACGAGCUAAAGCAAUUUGACGGAAUAAUCACGAGACAGGAUUUUCAAGCGUACAGAGCCAUAUGGAGAAAGCCGGUCGAGUUGAAAAUGGGAAACCUGACAAUUUUCAGCGCGCCGCCGCCGGGCUCAGGCGCAAUUUUGAUGUUUAUAAUGAACGUCAUUCGUCGCCUGCUGCCGGUCGGCAAUGAAAAUGUUAUGUGGCAACGUAUAGUGGAGACCUUCAAGUGGGCUUACGCAAGGAGAACAGAGCUGGGGGAUCCUGAUUUCGUCGAGGGCAUAGACGCGCUGCUCACCAAUUUAACAUCCGAUGAUUACGCGGAAAUGAUAAAGGGCAGGAUUAAGGACGAUCGCACGAGUGAGGACCCGAGGCACUACGGCGCCGUCGUCGCGACGAGCGUGGAUUCAGGAACCGCGCAUGUUUCCGUCCUCGCGCCUGACGGAUCCGCGGUCUCCGUCACGUCGACCAUCAAUCAGGUAUUGGGCGCGAUGAUACGGUCCAAGUCCACCGGUAUAAUAUUUAACGACGAGAUGGACGACUUCAGCUCACCCAACAUUACUAACGGCUUCGGGCUGCCGCCGUCACCGGCGAACUUUAUUCGACCCGGCAAACGGCCGUUGAGUUCGAUGUGCCCGACUAUAGUGGUUGAUCACAAGGGCGACGUGAGAUUAGUGAUUGGCGCAGCCGGUGGCACGAAGAUCACGAGCGGCGUGGCGAUUGGGAUGCUCUUGAAUCUCUGGUUUGGUUACGACAUAAAGGAAGCGAUUGAUGCACGUAGACUUCAUCAUCAAUUAUUCCCGAUGAAUAUUCAGAACGAGAAAGAUUUCUGCCAAGUCACGUUAGAUUACCUGAAGAAAAUUGGACACAACGUUACCACUUUUAGUGGAAUUGGCAGCGCAAUUACAGCUGUGUCUAAAGAGAACGGACUUAUAAUGGCAAACUCAGAUUAUCGCCGACAAGGAACAACAGCGGGGUUUUAGAAAUUAUUUUGCAGAAUCUGUAAGAAUGAUCUUGUACUCUGUGAAUUCCUUUUUGUGCUACCGUAAUUUUUUAAAGAGAAAACUGUGAGCGAUUGUUAUCGUCUAAGCGUACAGUUACUAAUUAAUACUCUCUACAUGACAUGGACAUUCUCCAUUUUUAUUAUAUCUAUUUUUAAAAAGAGCAGUGGUACGCUUUUUAAAAUUACAAAGUCAUCCGGAUAAGAUAU